Molecule: messenger RNA, 977 nt
Organism: Culex pipiens pallens (northern house mosquito)
Lineage: Eukaryota; Metazoa; Arthropoda; Insecta; Diptera; Culicidae
Exons: 1
Coding region: 34-903 (289 amino acids)
Source: RefSeq, a predicted model, not a curated record
CACAGUUAGUUGAGUUUGACGAAUGAAGCAGCGAUGAUCGUUAGUGCGUUUAUUCUUGGUUUAAUUUUGGCCGUAAACUGUGCAGCUGGUGCCACGAUUGGCCGCGUGAGACGACAGAGCUUUUCACCGCUUGGAGCAUGUACGGUUUCACAUCAGGAAAUUCAGGAGCUGAUCCAGCUCACCAAGAACAUGCAAACCGCCAUGCAGUCCGUGAUGAUCGACACACGAUCGGGAUUUGACGAGGAGGAAGCGAACCGUGACAGAUGUUACAAGCAACUUGCCACAUUCCGCGGUUCCGUGCAAAGUGUGAUUCGUGACUACAAAUCAAUAGACCGAAGUUCCAUGACCGAGGCACAAUACGAAAGAGCCAAGGCCCGCUACCAGACCGAGAUUCAGCGAUUACUUCGUAAAAUAGACAACCUGAAGCGUGAUGUCGAGGACAGCUAUCGCGAAGAGGUCGAAAAGCUGCGCAACGGUAUGCAAAACUUCAAGAGUGAACUGGACGACAACAUUUCCUUGCUGGAGAAAGAACGCGCCAGAAGUCGAUCCGCGUUUAUUAGACUGUGCAUUGCCAACGUGCGAGCCGGAAGGAUCAGGGAUGCUGCAGAGGACUUCCGUGGGCUGGACGGAUUACCGUACGAGCAUGUGGUGACGGAAGUUUACGAAAAUCAGCCGGAAAAUGCAAACUUGGCGAUGAACUUCUUGGAAGCAAUCGACUUGAAGUUUGAACCAGUGCGCGGCUAUGAAGUGCUGUACGGACUGAUGAAACAAAACAACCAGCUGAACGGUUCGCUGGGACGGCGAUUGCUGAUUCAGUUGCAGGCUCUGGCCAGUGCGGAAGAUGAGAAUUUCAGACGCGCGUCAGCUUUGCUGAAAUCUUACAAAGAGGACGUGCAUGAAUAAUCAAUGGACGAGAUUAAGUUGUACUAAACAUCAUUGUAAUUAAUACUAUUUGUCUACUAUGCAAUUUUAGUUUU